AUGGAAGUUGAGGAGGAGGAGGAGAAAAAGGAGAAAGAGGAGAAUAAUGGCACUAUAAAUACAGUGUGUCAGAAUGCCUGGGAGCCCAAGUUCUAUUACAGGGUUGACAAGGAGAUUCAUUAUUUUGUUGGUCAUGAAAUCAGCAUCUGGGAGUCUCUCGAUUCCUUUGGUGCCACCAUAUGGCCAGCGGCACUGGCUUUGUGUGGAUAUUUAGAUGCCAGUCGUAAUGUGGUGAAUCUGCUGGACAAAGCAGUGUUGGAAAUUGGUGCAGGAACUGGACUUGUGUCCAUUGUGGCCAGUCUUUUGGGUGCCUGGGUAACAGCAACUGACAUAAGUGACGUCCUGGGGAAUCUGAGGUGCAAUUUAUCCCGAAAUACAAGGGGGCGCUGCAGGUACACUCCUCAGGUGGCAGAAUUGUUUUGGGGUUAUGAACUAGAGAAAACCUUCCCCCAUUCAGUAUAUCGCUAUGAUUACGUGUUGGCAGCUGAUGUGGUCUACCACCAUGACUUCUUACCUGAACUUCUGAUCACUAUGCAGCAUUUUUGUCAGCCAGGCACAACACUGAUUUGGGCCAACAAAAUCCGCUUUCAGUCUGACUUGGUCUUCACAGAAAACUUCAAGAAAGUGUUUAAUACUACAUUGCUAGCAGAGAUGGGCGAUGUGAAGAUUUACAUGGCCACAGCAAGAGAAUCAAAUGAGGAAACACAACUUGUUGGUGAGACUGUGGAAGAAGGAGAGGAGGAGGAAGAGUCGGAGGAAGAGUCGGUAGAUGAGAAGAAAUUGGAGGGACUAGGCAAAAGUGAAAAAGAGAUCCCCAUCAUGGAGGAUGUGAUUAAAAACCAAGGUAAGACAAUAACAGAGGAGAACGAUAAGAGACGUUGGAGAUGCAAACUGGAGAAGGUGGGAAUGACGCAAGAAAAGGACGAAGACACUGAAAAUGGACAGGAACAUAAAGAGCUUAAGUCAGUCGAAAAUAAACAAGUAGAAGAGGGUCUGGCUGAGCAGAAAGAAUUGGGAUAUCAGGAAGAAGAGAGAAAAGAAGAUGAGAGGCACACCACAACAGAAAUAGCAAUAAAGCAAAUAGAUGAUGAUGGUGAGGCACUUGAAUGUGAAGAUGACACUGAGAACUGCGCCAUAGUGGAAUCGACAACAAUGGAAACAAGAGAUGAAAUAUCUGCUGAACCUGAAUCUAGCAACUCAGAGACACAUGAGCAAGAAGUUUAUCAAACAGUCUGGGUACCACAUCUCUACUCCAUCCCAGGCAGGGAAAUGUACACUUUCGUUGGUGAAAAGAUUACCAUCGAAGAGUCCAUUGACUCUUAUGGCGCCAUGAUAUGGCCAGCGGCACUGGCUCUUUGUCGUUUCCUGGAAACAUCAGAAGGUCAACAGAAGGUCAGUUUACUAGACAAGUCAGUGCUGGAGAUUGGAGCAGGCACCGGCCUACUCUCAAUUGUAGCAACUCUGUUAGGUGCCAGAGUAACUGCCACAGAUCUUCCAGAGAUCCUGAGUAAUCUGAGAUGUAACUUGAACAGAAACACUCGGGGCCGCUGCAGGCAUAUGCCUCAGGUAGCAGAGCUCUCAUGGGGUCAUGAACUUGAGGAAUGGUUUCCCCACUCCACCCAUCACUAUGACUACAUUCUGGCAGCUGAUGUGGUCUACCACCAUGAUUUCCUCUCUGAACUUCUGGUUACUAUGCAACACUUUUGCCAGCCAGGCACUACACUGAUCUGGGCCAACAAAGUUCGCUAUGCAUCUGAUCUGGUUUUCACUGAGAACUUCAAGAAAGCUUUUCACACCACACUGCUGACGGAACUGGAUGAAGUAAAGAUUUACAUGGCCACAGCAAGAACAUUAGAGGAGGAAGCAGACCUGGAAGAAAGGACUAAGGAAGAGGAAGAGGAGGAGGUGGAGGAGGUUGAAAAUGAAGAAGAUAAAAAAGAGUACAAUCUAUUGGGGAAAGUAGACCUUGCAGAAGUGAUGGACAGAAGUGUUCAUACAUCUUUUUUCCUUUCAGCUGAAUCUGAAUCUAGCAACUCAGAGACAUAUGAACAACAAGUUUAUCAGAGAGUCUGGGUACCACAUCUCUACUCCAUCCCAGGCAGGGAAAUGUACACUUUCGUUGGUGAAAAGAUUACCAUCGAAGAGUCCAUUGACUCUUAUGGCGCCAUGAUAUGGCCAGCGGCACUGGCUCUUUGUCGUUUCCUGGAAACAUCAGAGGGUCAACAGAAGGUCAGUUUACUAGACAAGUCAGUGCUGGAGAUUGGAGCAGGCACCGGCCUACUCUCAAUUGUAGCAACUCUGUUAGGUGCCAGAGUAACUGCCACAGAUCUUCCAGAGAUCCUGGGUAAUCUGAGAUGUAACUUGAACAGAAACACUCGGGGCCGCUGCAGGCAUAUGCCUCAGGUAGCAGAGCUCUCAUGGGGUCAUGAACUUGAGGAACGGUUUCCCCACUCCACCCAUCACUAUGACUACAUUCUGGCAGCUGAUGUGGUCUACCACCAUGAUUUCCUCUCUGAACUUCUGGUUACUAUGCAACACUUUUGCCAGCCAGGCACUACACUGAUCUGGGCCAACAAAGUUCGCUAUGCAUCUGAUCUGGUUUUCACUGAGAACUUCAAGAAAGCUUUUCACACCACACUGCUGACAGAACUGGACGAAGUAAAGAUUUACAUGGCCACAGCAAGAGCCUCAAAGGAGGAAACAGACCUUGCCAAAGAGACUGUAGAAGAGCAGGAAGAGAAGGAAGAGGAAGAGGAGGAAAACAAGAAAAAUAAAAAGGACCAUAUGGAAAAUAAAAGUAGUAUCGCUACAGCUAAAGAGUCAAAGGAAGAGACAACGCUUGAAAACGUAUCUUAUGCAGAAGAGAGGGAAAGACUGGAUUGUGGAAAUUCAAGGAUGACUGCACAGAGGCAGAAAAUGGAGGGAGAGAAAAUUACAGAAGAGACAGAAAAUGAUGGGGUUCAAAAUGUUGUUGUGGACAUUACUGAUCGUGAGCCAGUUUCGCAGGAGUACGGGGAGGAAUCUGAAGAAUUUUUAAUGGGAGAAAAGGAGAAACAGAGUAAAGAAAGGGACAACAGAAUGGAGAAGGUGGGUGUAGACAAAAAGAAUCCAGGGAAAUGGGAUGAGAUAAUGCAUGAAGGUGAUGGUUAUCGGAAGGAAGCAACUAACAAAGAGCAGAACUCCUCUGGGUGGCAAUCAAACAAUCAAGUAACACAAGACUUUGACGUGGGGAAAUUCAGCAAACAAUAA
Molecule: messenger RNA, 3249 nt
Organism: Chanos chanos (milkfish)
Lineage: Eukaryota; Metazoa; Chordata; Actinopteri; Gonorynchiformes; Chanidae
Gene: mettl21ca
Product: methyltransferase 21C, AARS1 lysine a
Exons: 12
Coding region: 1-3249 (1082 amino acids)
Source: RefSeq, a predicted model, not a curated record